Micropterus dolomieu (smallmouth bass) is the source of this 1374-nucleotide messenger RNA. RefSeq names its product adhesion G-protein coupled receptor G5-like. Lineage: Eukaryota; Metazoa; Chordata; Actinopteri; Centrarchiformes; Centrarchidae. Gene Ontology annotation, cellular component: membrane. Bases 90 to 1364 code for a protein of 424 amino acids. Gene Ontology annotation, molecular function: G protein-coupled receptor activity. Gene Ontology annotation, biological process: cell surface receptor signaling pathway; adenylate cyclase-activating G protein-coupled receptor signaling pathway. The record is from RefSeq and is a predicted model, not a curated record. The transcript has 11 exons.
UCAUUUCUGCUGGCCAUUUGGUGGCCCUCCUGCACAAACCCCAAAGACCCUUCAGAGGCCUCAACAUACACGCUAGUAAGAGUAAGGCAAUGUUAGACAAGACUUUCACCAACAGCACAGUGAGCGUUCAACUGCCGGGAGAGUUGGAUGUUGGAUGGAACAACACGAUUGUGUUCUGCAUGAUUACUUCACCUGAAACCAAUUGGACCACAUGGGGAGCCUCAGAUCUGUAUGAGGGCAGACUGGUUGGACUGAGUGUGCGCGGCAAGAACAUUUCAGGACUACAGGAGCGCGUCAACAUCACCAUGACUCUUACUAUGGGCAUAAAUGAGACCCAAAAACCCACUUGUGAGUUCUUCAAUUUUACAACAAGUGACUUCAGCAGUAAUGGCUGUCUUACCCUGUGGGAACGUGAUGAAAGUCAAAUCACCUGCUCCUGUGACCACCUCACAUACUUUGGUGUGCUCCUGGUAGAGGUAGAUGCUAUCCUCCCUCCUGCUGACCUGAAGAUUCUGACACUCAUCACUCAGAUUGGCUGUAGUCUUUCUCUUUUUGCCCUGGUCAUCACUGUUCUGCUCUUCAUCACGAACAGAAAGAUCAGAGCAGAUGUCUCUAUGAGGGUCCACAUCAACCUCACCAUUGCCCUGAUUCUCCUCAACCUGCACUUCCUCCCAAGUCAGUCGGUGGCAGCACAGUCCUCCUCUGGGCUUUGCGUUUACAUGGCCCUUGCUCUUCACUAUUCCCUGCUGGCCACUUUCAGCUGGAUGGCCCUGGAAGGGUUCCACAUCUACCUUCUCCUUGUCAGAGUCUUCAACAUCUAUGUCAGGAGAUACUUGCUCAAACUCAGCUUGGUGGGAUGGGGUAUCCCUGCAGUCAUCGUGUCCCUGGUGGUGAUCAUAGACAGAGGCACGUAUGGACGUGUCUUUUUGGACUUGUCUAACUCCAACAGCAAUGCAAUAUGCUAUAUAGUCAAUAACACAGUGAAGAUGGUGACUACAGUGGGAGUGUUCUGCUUGGUGUUCGCCUUUAACAUAAUCAUGUUAGGGGUGACAGUCCGACGUGUGGUGAGCUUCCGCCAACGCAAAGAGGUUCGGAUCCAUGUGCACUCUCUUCAGUUUGGGCAGAGUGACAGUGACAGAGCCAAGCGGGACAUCUGUACCCUGCUGGGAGUCACCAUUCUGCUUGGCAUUACCUGGGGCCUGGUCUUCUUCUCAUUUGGCUACCUGACCAUUCCUGGCCUCUACGUCUUCUGCAUCCUGAACUCACUGCAAGGUUUCUUCAUCUUCCUGUGGUUUUUGAUGUCUUUGAGAAAGACUGGAAACUCUGUUAAGACGAGCAGUGAAACACGUAGCACCAACAACUAAACCUAAACCC